Molecule: messenger RNA, 1946 nt
Organism: Paramecium sonneborni
Lineage: Eukaryota; Ciliophora; Oligohymenophorea; Peniculida; Parameciidae
Source: the annotation of a GenBank genome assembly
AUGUAUUUAAGUUUUAUUAAGGAACAUUUUGAACCUAGUUAAAAAGAACUUGAAAUAUUAGAAGCUUAAGAAACAUAAGAUUUGUUUUGUGAUAUAUAAAAUUAAGGAGGAUUUAUUAAAGUAUUUGAAUUAGAAAUAGUUAGGUAUAUUCUAGAUAAUGUAGUAUAUUUGAUUCUGAAAUAUAUAAAAAUAAACUUGAAGUAUUUUAGAAAUAUUUAUUGAAUUAUGAGAAAUAAAAUCCAAAAUUAAAUGGAUGUUGCCUUGAAAAAGCAUUUUAUGUUGAUUAAAGCAAUUCAUUAGACUAUUAGGUAGAGUCACCAGAAAAUUGGUUAAAAGAAUAAGUAACAGUUUGGUAAUUGCCAACUGAUAUAGUGAAUAAAAUGAAUUAGAAGUGUUUUACUUUUGAAGAUAUAGCUAAAAGACAUGGAACUUAAAUGGUUGAUAUUAGGAUUCAAGAUCCAGAGACAGAUACAUUUACUCCUAAAGUUGAAUAAAAUUGUAUAGCAAAUUAAAUGAGGAUUGAUGAGUAUUGUAAAUAUUUGAAAAACAAAACUGAAUUUUUUUAGAAACAUUCUGAAUAUUCUCCAGAUAAAGUAUUAUUUGCUGUUAAUGUGGAUAUGGAUAAUUGGGAUGAAGAAACAGGUUAAUUAUAUGAGUAUAUGCCUUAAUCAUUAUUAAAAUAUGAUGGAUUAGUAUAUAUGAGAUAAUUCUGUUUAGGAGUUAAUAUUCCAUAGAUCUAUAUUAAAACUAAAGGAGUUUGGACAGGAGGACAUUAAGAAAAUUCAUCAGUAAAUUCAUUAAAUUUUAAUCAUGGUCCUGAUGAUUGUCUAUGGUUAACUAUAGAUGCAUAACAUGUACAAAAAUUAUAUUAAAUAAUACCUAAUCUCUAUCAAAUUGAAGGAUAAUGGUUUAAAGAGAUUGAUUUUUUUUUAGAGAAUAAUAUUCCAAUUAAAUAUACUAUUUAAAAAAAAGGUGAUCUUAUUAUUUUAGGAGCUGGUUGUUUGCAUUGGGUAAAAAGUUUAGGUAAUACUAUAAAUACAUCUUGGAAUUUAUUGGUUUAUUAAGAUCAUACAUUUUAAUAAAUAUAUGAUAGAUAAUUUAUAAAUGAUAAAUACAAAAUUUAAAGUGUCAUUCCAAUUAAAAAUUUAUUUUUAGAUAUCUUUAUUCAUCAUAAAUCUAUUUAACUAAAAAAAUACUUAAAGAUUUUUAUUGAAGAAGAUUUAUAAAAUUAUAUAAAGUAAUAUUAGAAAAUUAAAAGUUGUAAAAAGAGAUUCAAUUCUAGAGAAGUAUUACAAUGUAAUAAUUGUAAGAUGGAAAUAUUUAUAUUCUAUUAAACAAUAGAUGAUAAAACUUUUAGAUGUAUUAAUUGUCUUGAAGGAGAAGAUGUCUAUAUUUUUAUGAAAUAUAAACCUGUUGAAUUAAUUCUUGUUUUAAAUGCAGAUAAAUUUUCAUGUUCUUCUACAUUAUGUACAAGAUAUAUGGGAACUACAGAUUGUUAACUUGAUAAAUAAAUUGAAGAAUUUGUAAGUGAAAGUUAUUAAUCCAGUAUGAAUUACAGAGAAAGUGAAGAAGAAUAAACUUCAUUUAAAUAAACAAAAAAAAAAGAUAAAAAUUAGGUUUCUAAAAAAUCCCCUUUGAUUCAAUCAUAAGAUAGGUAAUUGUUUAUUAUAUUAAGAAAUUUUAGUGUGUAAACAAACCAAUAAAAUAAAUAAAAAAGAGUAUACAGGAAAACUAAGGGUUAAGAUGAUUUAAUUUCAGAAAUAUUUACAUCCUAAAAGUCUUAAAAGAAGAAUGAAAAUACUAAUUAAAAAACUAAGUAAAGCAAAAAAACUUAAAAAGUAUCAAAAUUUGAAAGUAGUGUGAAAAGUGUAACAAGUUCAGAUUAAGAUAGUCAUUCUUAAAUACCAAUUAAUAAAAAAGGAAAAAAGUAAUAACAUGAUUUAUGA